GAAAACCAAGACAUGACGUCACCUUAGCGACCGCCCGGCGUGGCCUGUAACCAUGGCGACACAAUGUUGUCACUAAACGUUCCACUGUGGAUUCCACGCGUUCCUUGGUUUCCGGGUCCGUGGGUCGUGCUCGUGUGAUCGGCGCUGGUCAGAGCCAUGUCUCAGCAUGUGCCCGCCAUGAACAGAAAGAACCUGCACAAACUGGCAGAGGCCAUGUGCAAAUCUGUCAAACACUGUGAGUACACCGAAUAAUAAUACAAUCAUUAAUUCACUGUCAUCAUGGCAACUGGCCGGAGUGUCAUUAAUAUACAAACUCACAGCCACUACCAUGAAGCUCAUUAAUAAACUUGUAUCAAAUAAAUGUAAACAGGAUUCUGAGUAAUAAACUAUAAUCUUCCAAUAACGAGGCGGGUUAAAAAACUUACAUACACUAAUAAACUUAUAUCCAGUUAUCAGAGGCUAAUUAAUAAAUUAGCAUCCACUAACAGGUAGUUAGUUACUGAUUGAUACAUGUAUACCCGUUUAUCUAAUUAAUAAACUAUUUCCAAUAAUAAGAGGCUAAUCCAUAAACAUCCGAUUACCAGAAGCUGAUUAAAUGUAUACCAGGAAUCUGAUUAAUAAACAUAUCCACUAACAAUAGACUGGUGGUUCAUAAACUUAUAUCCACUACCAUGAAGCUGAUUAAUACACUUAUAUCCAAUUACCAGAGGCUGAUUAAUACAUUUACAUUCACUAACUUGUAGUUACUGAUUAAUAAACGAAUACCAGGAGAGCAGUUUCCACAUCAAGAUUAUUCUUGAGAGCAAAUUAUGAAAAGGAGCCCUUAAAGAGUUAAGGGGUGAGAAUUCAAAGUGAAUGUCAAAUUUGAGGCCAAAGUAGAUGAAAUGGAAGCAAAGGUGACUUUUUUCAAUUCAGCUAUUUUGGCCUUAAUUUUGGAACUCUAACUUUAUUGAAUAACCCUGUUAGUAAUUCAAUAUGAAGGUGUGAUGUUCAGAUAGAAUAAGGGUUUAAUUUAGAAACAUGUGGCUUGUGAUGAAUGUACAACUGAAUAGUAACAUUAAGGCUAAAUCUGCAGAGUAGGAAAACUGGUUCUGAGUUAGCUCCACUAAAAGCUUAUUUGGGCCCCCUUGGGCCCAGUAAUACACUUUGAUUUGUAUGUAUUCAUUCAAUUAUUUGGUGCAGCAUAAGUACAUUUUUAUUAUAUGUUAAAAUAACCAAGUAUAAAAUCCUUUGGAUCUGUAUUUCUAUCUCGGCUUAUGUUGUCUGGCAGGGUUAUUCUCUAAACCAGAAAAUUACCAUUGUCUAAAAUUUGAAAUUCAAAUUGCCCGAGAUUUUCGCAGAAAGAUCAACUUGGUGGUACAAGGAGAAAGGCUGAAGAGAUUGUAAUUCCCCUUAUAAUUGUUUUGUUUUGUUUCAGUCAAUAAGAAUGAGAUGGAAAGCCUUAUACGCCUAUAUUAUAGUAUAGUUGGGCGUCCAGUUGACGCAAAUACAAGGGGAGGUGUGGAUCGGAAUACAUUCCGAAACAUCCUGCACAACACGUUUGGAAUGACAGAUGACAUGAUCAUGGACCGAGGUGAGCGAACAUCCACGCUCCUGACUUAUAAAUGGAAAUUCUUUCUUUAUGUUCGUAGACACUUCAUGAAUAUUUAUCUUCCUGUUAUUUAUUGCAUUGUGCCUUAAAAUGAUUUAACUUUUUUGUUGUUGUUGUAGUUUUCCGUGGAUUUGACAAAGACAAUGACAGUUCUAUUAACGUCACAGAAUGGAUUGAGGGUUUGGCUGUAUUUCUUCGAGGGACAUUAGAUGAAAAAAUAAAAUGUAUGUGUAAUCUAUAAUCAAAGAGAAGGUGGAUUAGGAUAUUAAAAAAUUAGAUAAUGAGUAUCGUAAAGAUACAAAUAAUAGAGAGUAUAAGGAAAAAGAUGAGGAAAUGUGCCCAAGGUUAAAAAUAUUAGAUAAUAAAAUAUAAAAGGCAAAAAAAUAAACCCUUGUUAAGUGUAAUCUAUAUUUGAAUAAAUUGCUUUUUAAUGCAGUAGUAUGAAAAGCCAGAGAAUAGGUUGUCGAUUAUGUAUAUUUAUACAUUACAAAACCAGUCAUUUAAAAAAAAAAAAGGGAUGAUUGAUUGACUGUUAAGAGAUGUAAUAGCCCAACACCCUCCCUAUUUUGCAAGAACAUAAUCCAGUGACCUAUUUAAUUGACUGACUGACAGGGAGUGGAGUAAAAGAUUUCACCCUUAUGCAUUGCUGAUCAGUAGAUGCCUCCAUUCAGCUAAUUAACUCUAAAAUCUUCUGUAGGUGGCAUCGUAUCCCUCAGAUUCUUAACUUAAUCUUUCUUACAGCAUCCACGCUCUGCUGGUAAUGUAACACACGUAUUGUAACCAUGGUCACACCCAAGAAUUGCAAGUUUUUGAGCAAAUAUAUAUACCUCAUAAACGACUCCUAUUUUUGGAACUCCAGUUCCCAGCACCUCAUAGUUAUUCUUAUUCCAUCACACUACUCUAUCCUCUUCUAGACUUAUUGAAUGCAUCUAAAAAUGUAAUCCCUGCUCAUUGGAAAUCAUCUACACACCACCAACCCCUUAAGGACCAAACUUCUGGAAUAAAAGGGAAUCAUGACAUGUCACACAUGUCAUGUGCCCUUAGGGGGUUAAAGCAGGGCUGUCCAACCUGCGGCCCCCCAGAUGUUGCUGAACUAAACCUCCCAUGAUUCUUUCAAUUAAAAAGAUAGCCAGGGAAUAAUGGGAGUUGUAGUUCAGCAACAUCUGGGGGGCCUCAGGUUGGACAGCCCUGCUUUAAAGAGAGGGUAGACAAAGUAGAAACUAUCAGGGUGAUAGAAAAAAUUAGGUUACCUCUUCUCAUAGCUAUAAGGCAAAUGUCCUUACCUGGUCUCCAUGACUACAUUUCCUCCACCGAUCUCCGAUAGAGGGGGCCUCAACAUGAACUGUCCUAACCACACAUAAUAUUUACCUACAAUUCCCUUGUUAUCCUCACACAGGGACAACAAUACUAACUCACUAUGCAUUCUUUUGUAUUUCCACUUUUGUUAUCCUUUUUAUGAAUGAAUUUUAGACAUUGGGGUGUAUUGGUCGCAAGCUGUAAUGUCCGUAUUCGCAUUUGUUUAUUUUUUCUUGGCUGAAAAAUACACACUCUUUCCUUUGUUUUAGUUGGUUUACAGCUUAUUAAUUGUAAAUUAUCUUUAUGAACCUUCCAUAAAUUUUAAACAUAAAAAAAAAUGUGUAAAAAUAAAUAAAAUUAUUGGGGUUCUCAAGUUAUGGUCUUGAAAUACAGUUUUAGAACUAUGUAUUAGAAUGCAACAGUUUUAAAAAUGUAAUUGAGUGCUCUAGACUUCAGUUGAACCCCUCCAAUUUUUAAGGCAAUUACAAUGAAAGCUAUGAGAGUUCUUUUUAUAUCUUAAACAUUGCUGCACAAAGGUAUCUAAAGAUGUUUUGUGUUAACAUUUAAAAAAUAUAUUUAUAUUCUUCAGGUGUAAAGGAAAAAUUAAGUAUUGUGCUUUAUUGUCUUUGAUGCUCUCACUUAUGAGUACAUGACCGAUAGGUGCUUGGAGUGUCUCUGUAUUUUACUGUAUUUCUUUUUCAGUAACUGGUUUUGUUACAUAAUGACUAAUUGUGUUUUGUUUUUUUGUGUUUUUUUUAUAAAGACUGUUUUGGAGUCUAUGACCUGAAUGGUGAUGGAUAUAUUUCCAGAGAAGAGAUGUUUCACAUGCUAAAGAACAGCCUUCUAAAACAACCAACUGAAGAGGACCCUGAUGAAGGAAUAAAAGAUUUGGUAGAGAUAACGCUGAAAAAGAUGGUAAAAAUGAUUUUAUUGCUUUUAGAAACUAUUUGCAUUAUACAUAUCUCAUUAACCCCUUAAGGACCAAACUUCUGGAAUAAAAGGGAAUCAUGACAUGUCACACAUGUCAUGUGUCCUUAAGGGGUUAAAGGAACACUAUAGGGUCAGGAACACAAACAUAUUCCUGACCCUAUUGUGUUAAACCCACCAUUUAGGUGGCUUGCCCCCCUCAGCCCUCUUAAAAGGAAUUAAAACUCACCUUAUUUCCAGUGCCGCCCGGGACAUUGGGAAAGCAUUGGAUUGGCUAAAAUCGUCAAGGAGGUGGGGCUAAACACCGUUUUGGCCAAUCAGCACUUCUUCAUAGAGAUGGAUUGAAUCAAUGCAUCUCUAUGAGGAAAAUUCAGCGUCCCCAUGCAGAGCGUGGAUACGCUGAACGGCAGUACUGCCUACUGUGCAGCACUGAGCCAGGAAGCACCUCCAAUAGCUAUCUGAGGAGUGGCCACUUGGAGGUGUCCCUAAGGGCAAUGUAAACACUGCAUUUUUCUCUGAAAAGGCAGUGCUUACAUGAAAAUGCCUGAAGGCAAUACUUAUACUCACCAGAACAACUACAUUAAGCUGUAGUUGUUGUGGUGACUAUAGUGUCCCUUUAACAUACUGUCCUACACCAGGACCAUUUUACUAUUUAAAAUGGAUACUCCAAGUACCAUAACUAGUUCGGCUUAUUCUAGUGGUUAUUUGGCUUGUAAUCUCUCAUGGGAAAAAAAAACCCCUACCUUUCAAAUCCUUGCUGAUUUCUUUAUUCUGUAUUACAUCUGACACCCAAACUACACCCUCCUGUCAUUUGUGGAAGUAUUAUUUUCCCCUUUCACCAAUCCAAAACACUUGUAUACUGUGAGGUCACAUUGCGUGCUUACACCAUGCGAAUCCACCUACUGUGUACUACACAUGCAGGACGUGGGCUAGUGAACUGUAAGCAUGCAUACAGAGCCCUGUUUCCUGCAAAGCUCAGAUGAUUGUCGCUGAGGUGACUAGCAAUCUGUACUCUCUCUGUGUUCCCUCACAAUACAUCUUUUUCAACUGAUGAAGACUCGCUAGAGGUUUUAUAGAAAAAAACAAAACACCCAAGUAAUUAGAGUGUUUCUUUACAUGCGGUCUUUCAAAAAUACUAAAUAUUGGUAUUUACUAUGCCACGGUGUUGGAUUUAAUCAUGUGAGGGAGCUCCUGUACUCCGACUGAGUACUUCCACUUAGUUCACUUCCUAGCAGCUUGCAGGGACCCUGGAAAGAAUCAGCCCCAGUCGCUGAAGCUUGACCAGGUUACAGCUCUCUUCUUCCAGGCAGGUAUCCACACUAUUUCCUAGACCAGGGCUGCCCAAAGAUCCCUAGAUGAUAACCCACAGCUUCCAUGAUGCUUUGUCAUUCUAAAGGCAUGCAAAGCAUCAUGGGAGUUUUAGUUUACAACAUCUUGGGAUCUACCUUUGCGUACUUCCACCUUAGGCUGUGAUCAGAUACUGCCUUUACAAAGGCACUUGUGAUUCUCAGGCCUCUCUCUUUUUAACUUGUCCCAGUAUACAGGGAUCAAGCAGCAAGUCAACAGGCCCAAAGACUAUGUUACUGGGAUCCCUGAACAAAUCAACCAGGACACACAGUUCCAAAAGGAACUAACACAAUCAGCUUUAUUUAUUUAUUUUAUUUUCACAGGAGUAGCCCGUAUGCACAUUACAUUAAACUUACGGUAACAACCUCAAUAUAAUACAAAUAACCAAAUCAUAUGGGGACACAUACAGGAACUUCCUUGCCUGAAGAAUUCAUAAUAUGAAAUCUACCUGAAUAUGCAAAUUAGCAAACCUUGCUUUUCAGGUAGUGCAUAUAGCUGUUUCAAGAUCCUUGACAACCAACAGAUGGUGCUUUUACAUGCUCCACAGCCAAAUCCACCUAGUUUAGUGAUGGCUAACCUUGACACCAUAAACUAGUUCUGCACUACAUUUCCCAUGAUGCUCAGCUAGCAGUUAAACUCUAAAAGCUAGCUGAGCAUCAUGGGAAAUGUAGUCCAGAAACAAUUUAUGGUGUCAAGGUUAGCCAUUACUGACCAAGUUGGUUGAAAGAAGCAGCAGGACAGGAGAGCACACAAACAUUUCACAAUACACAAAUACAUUUUACACACCCUGCACUUAUAAUGGGCAUGGGGUGACUAAGACAUAAGAAUAUUGUGGGGACCUACAUAAAGUGUCCAUCUUCCACCCUCAGUGAUGGUGACUACCGUCACAAUUCUCUAUCCAGUAGGGCUCUGUCAAAGCACUUCAGCUUUGUGGGUGAUGACUACUAUUUUAAUAAAAAAGAACAUCUGCUGUCAUCUCAACAAGUUACUCUUUGGGGAAUAAACAUAGUAAACCUACACAAAGUGGUGCAAAAAUUGACAUAGCCCAGUACAAGAAAAUCCAAACAAAUGACUUGCCCUGCACCCCUGUCCCACUUGCUAGGUCUGGCAACGUUGAGAUGCAAGUGAACUAAUGAGUUCGUUAUUUGAGUACCGACAAAUUAGAAGAGCAAGGUUAAGCAGCCAAAUAAAAUUAUGGCCCACUCUUCUGCCAAAAAUAUACUUGUUUGCUUUUAUUUAAUUUAUUUUUUUCAAUUAGUGUUUACAUAAUGUGUCAAAAACUGACCAAAAUAGGAAUAGGCCUUGCAUUUCCAGGAGUACCAUUCAAAAGAGAUAAAGUACAAAGAACAUAUAUUUUACCCAACUAAAUUUCCCAUUAAUGAAUGAUUGUGGAUUUUAUAACUGUUGUGCCCUUCGCAGUGAAUCAUGUAUUAAAUGCACAGUUUAUGUAAAAUGUGUUUCUUCUUUUGCAGGAUUAUGACCAUGACAGCAAACUGUCCUAUACGGAUUUUGAAAAAGCUGUAAGAGAUGAAAACCUUCUUCUAGAAGCGUUUGGUCCGUGCCUACCAGAUAGUAAGGUGGGGUGCUUUUCUAUUUUUAUAACAUCUUCUAAAAAGUUACAAAAAUAAUAUAUAGACAGUUGUUUCACAAGGAAAUCAAAAUAUGGAGUGCAAGGCAAAUGACAGUCAAAGAGGAACUUUAAACAAAACCAAAAACUGAUGUAUAACAAAUACCCCCACCUCCCAACUACAGAAUAUUACAAACAUACUCAAUACAUAUAUAGGAUGUAGAAGACUUGGAGGUUCAGUUUGAUCCGAACUGUGAUUCGUCCAAAUUUGGAACGAUUAAGUGAAUUUAUGAACUCCAAGAUGAUUGAACUGUACCUAAAUGACGAAACAAACAUCAAGGCAUGCAAUGGCCGAACAUGUUCAUUGACUUGUGAUUCUAAAUACUGCCUGUGGUGUGGUCUCUAAAAAAAAAAAAAAGAGAUAUGAUUAAUGGCUAGGGGACAGUCACUAACUUUUUAUUCACGGCUCAAGUGAUAAGUGAGCAAUAGAGGGGGGAAAAGGAGAAGUAAGAAACAAAUAUGUUUAUAAAUUUAAUAUAGGAUGUAAGCAAUCACUAUAGAUUAAAAAAAAGUAUUUGAAUACGCCUGUUUUUCCUGAGAUUAGUUUACAGAUGAAGUGAGAAAAAAGUAACCAAACUGCAGGAAAAUAAAUCAGUGGGCUGCAGACUUCAAAAUAUAUACAUCAUGUUAUAUUAUGUAUGCAUUUUGCAGUACACUUAUUGGCCCAUUUUCACUCCCUUUUGGUUAGCCCAAAUCGAGUUUUAUAAGUGCAGAAAUUCUAUUGUCAAUGAAAAACUGUUCAGCCAACGCAAGUUUUCACACCAUGCACAAAUCUAGCAUUUAAGUGAAAUGCAAAAUGAAGGUAAGUUUCAUAAUUUAUUUAAAAAUAAAGUUUUAUACUAAAACGUUGCACAUACAGAUCCAAGCACCAUAACCACUUCAAAUUACUGAAGCUUGGUGCUUGGAGUAACCCUUUAAAUUUGAUGCAUUUUGCAGUAAUUUUGUGUAUAUUGCAGACCUAGACUUGCUAUUUAAAACAUUAAGUAACAAAUAACAGUUGUAGUUAGUCAUCCUGCCCCCUGAAGUGACAUGGAAGCAUCCCAUAACUAAUAGCAUUCAACUUUAUGCAAAGAAACAUGGAACGCUGCUUACAUCCGUCGUGGUUGCAUAGCCUUCGCUUUCUAUAGAUGAUGCCACAUUGCAGAGUAAGAAAGAGAUCUACAGGUAAGUAUUUUUUUUUAAAUCCAUGCAUUUGCUAUUUCACCAGUAUAUUGUGUUGGUUACUUUCCUCGAGGUGAGUAUGCCUUCCAAUUUGUGCAUGACAGAUUACUUUUAAUACUGUGCUCGGUGUCAUAUUUAAAAACAUGUAAAAGAACUUUUAAUUAACUACACCAUUUCUACCAAGAAACAGCUAAUGAUGCUCAUUUUCUUCCGCUUUAGAGCAUAAUGGCCUUUGAACGACAAGCAUUUACAGAGCCAAAUGAUCAAUAGAAAUGGAUCUACAUAUCAUUGAAGGAGAUUGAGCAGCUGAUCUUUACAAAAGAGGAAGACAUGUCUUUAAAUCAGUGCAUAUAAUAAAAGCCUGUGUUCACGGUCCCAUAUAGACCAUUACAGAGUAAAUGUGAAAGACAAAUGCAAAUGUUCUGUACAAUUAAUUAUGGGUGCACACUCCAGAGAUCUCUCACAUUAUUGUGUGUUAUAUUAAUCUCUGCAUUAUGAGUACAGUAAAAUGUGUUGUGUUUUUAUAAUAAAAAGUAAACAUCAUGCAGAUAUGAGUAUAUGGAUAUAGACAUUAAGCUGUCAAAGUUAAAUUCUUCUUCUCUGCUUCUUUGGAGCUUCAGAUUGUGCCUCAUUUGAUGUAUUUUCCACAGUGGCCAAUUUAGGUGUGCCAGAAACCUAUAAGAUAAACAGUAUUAGUAGUUCAGACAGAAUAGGGCAGGAAUCAGCAAAGAAACAAUUCUAAUACAAACCUUUUCUGUAAAGAAUUACGUAACUUUCUCGUGCAGCAAAUAGGACCCACAUAAUACUUAUCAUUCAUUUACCCCCUGAAAUAGGCAUCCUUCAAAAUGGGUAAUCCCUGGUGGCCAGAACUAGGAACUAAAUCCCCAAUUAGGACUGUGGGUUCUCUUUGAUUGAGACAUACAUAUUGUAUAUAAUAACUUUAUAGAGAGAGGAAAAAAACAAAACACAGAAAUUCAAAAAGUCUGUUAUAAAAGUGCAAUAAAUACAAGGUAUUACACGUAUUCAAGUAGAAAAAAGCCUGUGACAUCAACUGGACUGUUCCAGACAAUUAUAGUUCCCUGUUAAUUUACCAUUACCUUCUGCUACACUUGUUUUCUUAGGGACC
This is a messenger RNA of Pelobates cultripes (western spadefoot toad), 9075 nucleotides long. NCBI's taxonomy places the organism in Eukaryota, Metazoa, Chordata, Amphibia, Anura, Pelobatidae. The record is from the annotation of a GenBank genome assembly.